GUUGUUUCGUGUUUGUGAGGCGACAAGCGCGCACUUUACUCCCGAGCUAGCUAGCAGAUAAACCACAAUGACCUCUUCGAAGGAAAUUAAACAGCUGCAAAAGGCUAAAAGCAGGGCCCAGGCUAACAACAAGCUGAAGGAGGAAGCUAACAUCUGCAACCAGCUAGGAGAGCUGCUGUCCAGGACUGGUGAUUACGACGCAGCCAUCAGGGAGCACCAGCAGGAGCUGGCUCUCUCCGAGGUCCUGGGCGAUGUGAUUGGACGGGCUGUGGCUAAUCGUAAAAUAGGGGAGUGCUAUGCAGAGAUGGGAGACAUCGAGUCUGCUUUAAAACAUCAGCGCUGUCACCUGGACUUGGCUCGUUCUGUCAAAGAUGACGCUGAAGAGCAAAGAGCUCUGGCCACCAUCGGUCGAACCUACCUCUUUCGUUACGAAUCCGACCAAUCAAAGGACAGUUUAAAGCAAGCAGAGGAGGCUUUCAGGAAGAGCUUGGCCAUUGUGGAUGAGCGUCUGGGUGGGACUGUGUCUGAGCAAGAGAUCCGGGAGAUGAAGGCUCGACUUUUCCUCAAUCUCGGGCUGGUCUACGAUCAUCUAGGGGAACCCAAACGCUGCAGCGAGUUCAUCAGACGCAGCGUUUUUAUCGCUGAAAAGAGCCAGCUGCUAGAGGAUCUCUACCGUGCAAACUUUAACUUGGGCAACAUCUACUUCCGCAAUGGAGAGCACUCGAAUUCUGUCCGCUGCCUGGAGCAGGCCAAAGAGUGCGCCAGGAAGAUGAAAGACAAGUUCUGUGAAAGUGAAUGUUUUCACUGCAUCGGCAAAGUGCAGCUGUCUCUGGGGGAUUUUGUAGCGGCCAGGCGAUCUCUAAAAAAGGUUCUCCUGAUGGGUUCCCAGCAGCCAUCCGACAGACUGGCAGUGAAGAGAGCUUUCAAACAUGCCGACCAGGGCUGUAAACUAGAGGAAGAGUUGGGGGAAGAUCAGGGUAAAAGUGCCAGCGCCCACCGGGCUGUGGAGCUCUUGGAGCAUCUGGGGGACCUCUGCUGUAAAGUCGGCUGCUACAGCAAAGCUCUGGAUGCCUAUCAGGCUCAGCUGGAGAGAGCUGAAACGAUAGGGAAGCCUGCGCGGGAGCUGGCGGUCAUCCACGUUUCUCUGGCUGCGACCUACACUGACCUGAGACAACACGGCAAGGCUGUGGAGCACUACAGGAAGGAGCUGGCUUUACGGCAGGGCAGCUCUGCUGAGGAGUGCAGCACGUGGCUGAACAUCGCAGCAGCUCAGGAGGAGAGUGGCUGUCGCUCUCAGGACAUAGAAAGCAGCUACAGUACAGCUGUUCGCUGUGCAGAGGCGUCUGGGGAGGCCAAACUGCAGAAACGAGCGCUGAGACUCUGGCUGGCGUCCCAGAGACGCAGCGGCUCGUCGAGUGCCGACGACGCCGAGGCGAGGCUGCUGGCGCUGUGUGCCGCCGAGGGCUGGGAUCCAGAGGGGAGUGACGGGGAGGAAGAUGAAGAUGAGGAGAUGGACAACAGUGAAACUCUGGACGACAGUGAUGUCGUUCUCUCAGACUCAGAUGAUGAUUUAGAGGGUUACGAUAAGUUGGUGUCAGGAAGAAGAAAGACUGGAAGGUGGAACAAACGGAACGAGAAGGGGGAGACGUCGCUCCACAGAGCCUGCAUCGAUGGAAACAUGACACAAGUCCAGUAUCUGGUAGAACAGGGUCAUCCAGUGAACCCCAGGGACUACUGCGGCUGGACUCCCCUCCAUGAGGCCUGCAACCACGGUCACCAUGAUGUGGUCGCCUUGCUGCUGGAGCACGGCGCUAACGUCAACGACCCCGGUGGCCCCCUGUGUGAGGGGGUGACCCCCCUGCAUGACGCCCUCGCGUGUGGCAAUUUGAAGGUUGCAAGACUGUUGGUGGAGCGGGGGGCUUCUGUCACACUACGCAACUCCAAGGGUGAGACGCCCAUGGACACCCUGCGUCAGUGGCAGAGGACGUACAGCAGAGAGCUGGACGAGGACACCAGACAGGAGUGUGUUAUCACGGAGAAGCUGCUGAGGAGGGCUCUAGCAGGAGGAGUUCCUGCUGCUCCAGCCCCAGCCAAGCCUUUCGAUGCCCUGCAGGACAGCCAGCUGUUUGACGCCGAGAACUCAGAGACGCUGUCGGCCACCCGAGGGAGCUGUUCCUUCAGCCAAGAGAAAUCCCCCAGCCCCAAACGCUGGGAUAGAAACGUCUCCUCACAGAGGCACAGAGCUAGAGGAGCGUCAGCUGCUGUUCUGUACGGGACUAACAGCAGCUCAGAUGAGAGUGACUCUGACCCGCCGGUCAGUCCUCUUCAUCCUGUCCGUCCUCGACGUGCUUUCCCAUCAGCCCCGAGUCAAAGGGACAUUCCCCAAACCAAGGAACCUGCUGCAGCCCCCAGCUCGAGCCGAGAAAGCACCCGGGAGCCCCCCUCAACUUCUGUGUUCGUACGAGACGAGUACCACGAUGCCAUUCGCAGCUUAGGCAGCGCCAAGUCCCGUCUCCAGGGUUCCUCCCAGCCCCAGUUCUCCAGCACCCCUGCUGCUUCAGCCAGCAGCAACUCUGCUCUGGUUCCAGAGGACCAGUAUCUGGCUGACGACUGGUUGGACGAUGAUUUGGGGGAGAUGCAGCCGAAGAAAAAGAGGAGUCGAGUUGAAAAUAAUAAAUGCCAGGGGGAGGAGACUGCUUCACGUUUUGCUGCAAGAAGUCAAAACAAGCAGUUCAGCACAGACACGUCCUGCAGAGGGUCUGCAGUGAGCUGUACGGCCUCGUUCAGUGGGAGUUUCUCUCAGAGGAAGAACGGCUCUCUGAAGCCUCAUCAGGUGAAAAUCACUCAGGCGCCAGGCAUGGUGAGGUUAGGGAGGCGAGAGGUCAGCAGGUCACACAGUCCCACCGUUACAGAUGACGACGACACGAGGCCUGAUGCGCCUCCGCAGAGACACUUUCAGCCUUCAGCUCAGGCUCCAGUUGCUCCCAUGCCGUCGUCUCUUCCUGCACCGAUCAGGAUAAGAGUCAGAGUGCAGGAAGAUGUGUUCCUCAUCCCGGUUCCACAGAGUGAGGCGGACUCGUGCACGGUGUCAUGGCUGUGUGAGCAGGCAGCUCAGCGUUACUACCAGAAGUGUGGCCUCCUGCCUCGUCUCUCGCUGCAGAAGGAAGGAGCUCUGCUGUCUCCGCAGGACCUGCUGCUGUCUGUGCUGCACACCAAUGAAGAGGUUCUGGCUGAAGUUUGCUCCUGGGAUCUGCCCCCUCUCCCUGAGCGCUACAAGAAGGCGUGUCAGAGUCUGGCUGUGGACGAGAACAAGCGUGUCACCCGGCUGUGCGAGGUCCAGGACGGGAGCUCGUCUGUGGCGGUGUGCAGCCUCAGUUUGGCCCCCUCCUCCCUCAACCCGCUCCUCCGCGCCCUCAAACUUCAGGCCAACCUCACCGAGCUGCGCGUCUCCGGCAACCGGCUCCCAGAUGACCUUUUCCCUGAGCUGGUCGCCACGGCGAUCACCAUGCCUAGACUUCGGCUGCUGGAUGUUUCUGCCAACUCCAUCACGGGGGACGGUCUGGAGAAGGCUGUGGAUGCUCUAAAGGGACAGAGACGUCCAUUCCCGUGCUUGGAGGAGCUGGACAUCAGUAUGAACCCUCUGGGGGACGCCGUCUCCGAGUCUCUGUCCUGUCUGCUGUCCUGCUGUCCUCUGCUGUCCAAGCUGUCCCUGCAGGCCUGUGGGCUCACGGCUCGGUUCCUUCAGCAGCAUCGCCUGCUGCUUGCCAACGCUCUGACAGGACUGGACCACCUGAAAUCAGUGUCCCUAUCCCACAAUGCACUGGGCUCCACUGGUUUUGAGCUGGUCUUGAAAACCCUGCCCCUCCACGCUCUCACGCACCUGGACCUGUCCGCCGUACGGAGGGGUCCUGUUGAUCAGCUGGCGCUGGAACACCUCACCAAAGUCUUGUCGCAGGAGGAGUGUUCUUUGGUGCACCUGAGUCUGGCAGCAAACGGACUGACGGACAGCAGCGUCACCGUCUUGUCCAGGUGCCUGCCUUUCUGUUCGACUCUGGUGAGUCUGGACCUGUCAGGAAACCCGUCUGUGACCUCGGUGGGACUCCAAAGCAUCUUGAUGUCCGUGAGAGAAGCUUCCCGAUCGCUGACUCUUCUAAACUUUCAGGGUUGUCAGGUGUCAGGCCCUUGGGACCAUGGAGCACUGGACGGUUUGUCAGAGCUGGUCAAGGACCUCCGUCUUUGCUCACAGAGCCUGAACAAAGUGGACCGAGACGCCUUGAAGCAGAGCUGGGACACGAGUCCCUCAGACGGACACUUCCUGAACCAAAAGGCCAAGUUCCUGCUCUGCUCUGCCGCCUCCUCGUGA
Messenger RNA from Nematolebias whitei (Rio pearlfish), 4363 nucleotides. RefSeq names its product tonsoku-like, DNA repair protein (gene tonsl). Bases 68 to 4363 code for a protein of 1431 amino acids. The record is from RefSeq and is a predicted model, not a curated record. NCBI's taxonomy places the organism in Eukaryota, Metazoa, Chordata, Actinopteri, Cyprinodontiformes, Rivulidae. The transcript is spliced from 29 exons. Gene Ontology annotation, molecular function: protein binding.